CUCCUCUACGUGCAAACAAUAAAGAACCACCUAUGGCCUCCACCCUGGACCACUGGACAUAAGAUGGAAAAGAACGAACCCACAGGAUGGGAAUACUGUUCCCUGACCCCAUGUGGGAAGGCUUCAACUGGAAGAGGAGGGUAUGCUGACACUAAGGAAAGCUUUAAAGACUCUUUUCUGAGGGGUCCAGUGGAGUGAGGAGGCGGGUUGGUUCACGUUGUGUGAAUGGGACAAGAGAGCAGAAACCAAAUGUACAGUUCAGGGAUGAACAUCAGCCCAGCGAUGGCACCAGUGUCUCCGGGGCUGAGUGGCAGUCCACCACUGUCUUCUCAUUCACCUAAGAAGACCACCUUUCAGUCUCUGGGAUCACUGUCUUCAGGAGUGUUCUCCCCCUCACUGGGUAAGGGCUCCCCUCAUGCAGCGAGGCAGGCCUCCUUUGACUCACCCACCCCGUCUAUUAUGAGCUCCCCAAAACUCUGGCAUAAAGCAUCCAUCUCCAGACUGGCAGAGGAGUUCUUCUGGAUUGGUGGGAGUGUGGUGGCACAACCUAAAUGGAGACUGGGCCAGAUAGUGGAGAGGUGUAUGUGCACCAUGCAAAGCGGCACUCAGAUGACCAAACUGAAGGGAAAGAAGAAAGGACUGGUCCGAUUCUUUUAUCUGGACAAGCACAAAUCCUGCAUCCGGUGGCGGCCCUCCAGGAAACACGACAAAGCCAAAAUAACUAUUGACUCCAUCCAUGAGGUGUGUGAGGGGAAAAAGUCUGAGAUCUUCAGGCGUUAUGCAGACAACCGUUUCGACCCAAACUGCUGCUUUAGUAUUUACUACGGGGAGCGUGUAAAGUCCUUGGAUCUGGUGUCCACCAACUCAGAGGAGGCUCGAACCUGGAUCACUGGACUCAAAUACCUCAUGGCUGGUAUCAGUGAUGAAGACAGUUUGGCACGGAGGCAGCGCACCCGUGAUCAAUGGUUACAGCAGACUUUUUCCGAGGCCGACAAAAAUGGAGACGGCACCUUGAGCAUUGGAGAAGUUCACCAGCUGCUCCACAAACUCAAUGUGAAUUUACCCAAGCAGAAAGUCAGGGAGAUGUUUCAAGAGGCAGACACGGACGAGAACCAGGGCUCUCUGGCCUUUGAGGAAUUCUGUUCCUUCUACAAGAUGAUUUCCACACGCAGAGACCUCUACCUGAUUAUGAUCUCCUACAGCAAUCAGAAAGAAGUCAUGGAUCUGCACGACCUUGCACGCUUCCUGGAAAAUGAACAGAAGAUGCGAGGCCUCACCAGAGAGCAUCUAGUUGACAUAGUGGCCAAGUUUGAGCCAUGUCCUAUGAACCUGCAGCGUAUGGUGCUGGGGAUUGAUGGGCUUACCAACUACAUGCGGAGCCCAGCAGGUGACAUCUUUAACCCCGAGCACAACCAGGUGAACCAGGACAUGACACAGCCUCUCUGUAACUACUUCAUUUCCACAUCACACAACACUUACCUGACAGGAGACCAGCUGCUCUCCCAGUCCAGAGUGGAGAUGUACGCCUAUGUCCUGCAAGCUGGAUGUCGCUGUGUGGAGGUGGACUGCUGGGAUGGACCGGAUGGAGAACCCAUCAUCCAUCAUGGUUACACACUGACAUCCAAAAUUCUCUUCAAGGAUGUUGUGGAAACAAUCAACAAAUAUGCCUUCACAAAAUCACAGUACCCGGUGAUCUUGUCCAUAGAGAACCACUGCACUGUGCCUCAGCAGAAAAAGAUGGCCGAGUAUCUGAAAGAGGUGCUGCAGGAUAAACUGGACCUGUCCAAUGUCAAUGUGCAUGAAUGCAAGAAGCUGCCGUCCCCUGAGAUUCUGAAAGGGAAAGUUUUAGUCAAGGGAAAGAAGCUGCCAGUAAAUCUUGAUCCUGAUGCAGAAGAAGGCGAUGUGUCUGACGAAGAUACUGAGGAUGAGGAAGAAGAGGACGAUGAUGACGAUAACUCACAGGAUGGGGACAAUGCUACUACAACUAAUCAGCCAAAAAAGAAAAGACGAUUUGGCAGAUCAAUCAUUAGGAGCUUCAAGAGAAAGAGAAAAAAGAAAACACGUGGAAAAAGCAAGUCAAUGUCUGAUGGUGAAUCGGAUUACAGCACCAGCAGGGAGAGGACACAAAUUGUUUACCAUCCCAAAAAAAGGAAAACAAUGAGGCUAUCCCGAGCGCUGUCUGAUCUGGUCAAGUACACAAAAUCUGUCCGUGUCCAUGACAUAGAAGCACAAGGUAAAUUCAAGACUCAAUCACAUUUCAUCAAACGCACACAAGUUUAGCAGAAUGGGUUCCUGAUGCAGCUGUCUUUUUGUUAUCUGGCAGCAUACACGAACAGUUGGCAAGUAUCAUCCCUAAAUGAGACUGUGAUGAACCAGAUCUUGCAGCUGAAACCAGCCGAGUUGGUGCGUCUUAACCAGCGUCAGCUUCUGAGAGUCUACCCGUCCAACUACAGAGUGGACUCAAGCAACUUCAACCCACAACCGUAUUGGAAUGCAGGAUGCCAUAUGGUUGCAAUGAACUACCAGACUGAAGGCCGAAUGCUUGAACUGAACCAAGCCAGAUUCUCCAGCAAUGGAAACUGUGGCUAUAUUCUCAAACCAAAGUGCAUGUGUAAAACUGCCUUUAACCCUGCAUUGGAGGAUCCUCUACCAGGACGCAGAAAGACUCAGUUAGUGCUGAAGAUCAUCAGUGGACAACAACUUCCGAAACCCAAAGACUCCAUGCUCGGGGAUAGAGGAGAGAUUAUUGAUCCCUUUGUUGAAGUUGAGAUCAUCGGCCUACCUAUCGAUUGUUCCAAGCAGCAGACCAGAGUGGUGGAUGAUAAUGGUUUCAACCCAAUGUGGGAGGAGACACUCGUCUUUAACAUUCAAAUGCCACAGAUCGCCCUGGUGCGGUUCCAGGUGUGGGAUCAUGAUCCUAUUGGACGAGAUUUCAUUGGACAGAGGACUGUGGCGUUCAGAAGCAUGAUGCCAGGUUAUCGACAUGUCUACCUGGAGGGAAUGGCAGAAUCGUCCAUCUUUGUUCAUGUUGCUAUCAAUGAUAUAACAGGAAAGAUCAAACCUUCAAAUGCUGUGCAAGCAGCCAAAAAACACAUCCAAAAAGCAGCCCAGAAGCAUAUGAAGGGUCCUCCGAGGCAGCCUUCUCUAGAUUCCUCUGUCCAGUCCUCAGAGGAUGGACGUGGUUGGUACUUUCGCAAAGAUCUGGACACCAUAUCUCAGGACAGCAGAAAUGGGGAAUGGUUUCCUAUGGUUCAAGGGCCAGCAGCCAAGGCUGCCUUCCACAAAGGGGCAAUGAGUGAGCCACUGAAGCGAGCACACAGAGUUAAAAUUCAUGAACCACCAGAGACAAGGAGAGGGAUCUUCAGCCGGAUGUCCUCCACAGACUCCCACUAUGCUGGGCCUGCUCCCUGUGUGAUAAUGGAAAGCUUUGACCUAGAGACCUCUUCCCAGCAUUCUUGUCCUGAUGAUCCUGCUCCUUACAGCCAAAAUCCACUAAUUCAAGAGGAGUUGGAGGAGAGUGAAUUUCCAGAGACAAACUGUGAAGAGCAGCAGACACUUCAGAAAUCAGAAACAGCACAGCCUGAACCAUCUGAGGAGUUACCACCAGAGCCAGAACCAGACAAGGAUGUUGCCCCUGAACCUGGGCAACCACCAGAAACUCAGAGUCAGACUGACUCCUGCCCUCAGCCUCAGCCUGUGCCAUGGCCUGAAGCCAAACCCCUUCCACUUAUUCCUCCACCAUCUCCUGCCAGGAUCAGACGGACUUUAGAGGCUCCUGCCACCCCCCGACCGUCCACCCCCAUACGGACAAAGGCCCGCUCCCGCAGUUGCCCUCGAAAACAGACUACCUCUCCUCAGACACCAAUGCUGAACCACAAGCUUAACUUCCACUGGCAGAAACAGCGGGUGAAAAACUAUGGCAGCUACAGCAACCAGGUGAGACAGAUACCCAACGGUCUCUGCCUGUCGGACAGCGCCUCCAGCAGCAGUGACGGCAGCACUGACAGUCUGGAGUUUGUACCGUCCUGUGUGCCAGCUGAGGCAGAGCAACACGAGGGAACCCUGCAGAGGGAGAUGAAGGCUCUUUUCGACCUGAAGAUGAGAGAAAUUCGUUGUAAAUCACCUCUUUUUCUAGAAAGUGAGCCAAACUAGCAACACUGUAAGAGGAAUUAAACACAAAAUCUAAGAGGCUGCAAAAAAUUACAUCUUUUUUUUAAAAUUCUUUUUGUUUGCUUCUUAGAGUAGACCACAAUUUAGACACCAAACAAAGCAGUCCUGCUUUUCUGUCUAGAUAAAUGGGAAUUAAUGGAACAGAAUUAUAUAAUUAGGCAGUUUUUAUUAUUGUAGUCCACCUGGAAUAUUUACAGUCAGCACAGUUUUUAUGCAUAAAAUAGCUUUUAAAAAGAAAUUGUUGAAAUCACAUGAUGCCACUGCCAACUGUACAAAACAGCAUGAUGCAGAGUUGUAAACAAUAUAGAAAGUACUAAAUAUGUGAGUACUAUCUGUUAGUCUUUUU
Molecule: messenger RNA, 4516 nt
Organism: Acanthochromis polyacanthus (spiny chromis)
Lineage: Eukaryota; Metazoa; Chordata; Actinopteri; Pomacentridae
Gene: plch2b
Product: phospholipase C, eta 2b
Biological process (GO): phosphatidylinositol-mediated signaling; lipid metabolic process
Molecular function (GO): phosphatidylinositol-4,5-bisphosphate phospholipase C activity; calcium ion binding
Source: RefSeq, a predicted model, not a curated record